AUGAGAUCCUUUACCAUGAUCCGGUAUGUUGAGAUGAGUGUCUUGAACUCCAAACAGAAAGGUGAAAAGCAGUUUAAUGUUAAAGUUGAAGCUACGGAGGAAGAAGAGACGUAUCCAAUGGGAGAAGAUCUGUGUGACGAGGAAAACAUGACUUUGCAGCCCACCGCAAAGAUAUAUUUCAUUCUGAAGUCCACCCUGUUCCCGGAAAGCCUGGAAGACCUAAAUAUAAUUGUUAAAGAAGAAGAAGAAGUGAAGGAGAAUGUGUCUGUUAAAGAAGAAGCGAAGGAGGAGGAGAUUGCGAUGCCGGUGAUCACUGAUGAGGAGGAAAUUCCGGCAGAAAUUGGUGCAGAUGGCCAAUAUGUCCAAAAGAGCUCCGAGGUACAGAGCUUAUCUCCGGACUGUGAUGUAGAAGAGGAAGACAUAACGCAAGAUUUUCCAGAAGAGAACCCCACUAGGCUAUACUCCUGUCCCGAAUGUGAUAAAUGCUUCAGCCAGAACUCCACGCUCCUUCAGCAUCGCCGAACCCACACCGGCGAGAAGCCAUUCCUGUGCUCCGAAUGUGGAAAAAGCUUCACGCGCAAGUCGAUCCUCAUUGAGCAUCGGAGGAUCCACACGGGCGAGAAGCCUUUCUCGUGCUGGGAGUGCGGGAAAAGUUUUACGCAGAGGUCAGGGCUGAUUCUGCAUCACAAAACUCACGGGGGGGCAAAGAAAUUCCCUUGUUCGGGGUGCGGGACUAUUUUCACUCCCAUGACCAACUUCGAGACGGGAGAACAGACCUUCUGCUUCAAGUGCCGAAAGCUAUAUCCGCCGGUUGCCCACCUCUCCGAGGAGGAGAAGACAUUUGACUGUACAGAGUGCGGAAAGUGCUUCUCGAGGAAGUCGACGCUUCUCGAACAUCAGAGAAUCCACACGGGUGAAAAGCCUUAUUCGUGUUCCGAGUGCGACAAAAGCUUCACGCGGAGAUACAUCCUGGUGGAGCACCAGCGAAUUCAUACGGGGGAAAAGCCUUUUACGUGUUCCCAGUGCUGGAAGAGUUUUUCAAAAAGUUCCGGCCUGCUAAUGCACCAAAAAAUUCACACGUUGGAAAAGACUUUCCCGUGUUCGGAGUGCGGUAAAGAUUUCACUCAGAGGUCGAAGGUCUCACCAGGCGAAGACGAGAGCUCCUGCCCUGAGUGCAAGACCUCUUCUACCCGGAAUCCCCGCCGCACAGGGUCACCGAAGCUUCAUACUUGCUCGGAGUGCUCAAAGACUUUCCGCUACAAGUCGUACCUCAUCACGCACCUGAGGUCCCACACAGGCGUGAAGCCAUUCACGUGUUCCGUGUGCGGGAAAUCUUUCACUCAGAAAUCCGGCUUCGAUACGCAUCAGAGGGUCCACACGGGCGAAAAGCCGUUUUCCUGCCUCGACUGCGGGAGAUGUUUCACGCAGAAGUCAAAGCUCGUCUACCAUCAGCGGGCUCACAGCAACGAGAGGCCCAGGAGGAGGACAGCGUCAAUGAGCGAUCCAAGGGCAGGUGAUAUUUUAGACUCGAGCUGA
Messenger RNA from Nanorana parkeri, 1536 nucleotides. RefSeq names its product zinc finger protein 883-like. The record is from RefSeq and is a predicted model, not a curated record. The transcript has 5 exons. NCBI's taxonomy places the organism in Eukaryota, Metazoa, Chordata, Amphibia, Anura, Dicroglossidae. Gene Ontology annotation, biological process: regulation of transcription by RNA polymerase II. Gene Ontology annotation, molecular function: DNA-binding transcription factor activity, RNA polymerase II-specific; RNA polymerase II cis-regulatory region sequence-specific DNA binding. Bases 1 to 1536 code for a protein of 511 amino acids.